CCGCCAGGCCGCGCUCCGCGGCGCAUGAGCGGCGCGCAUCGCUCCGGCUAGCGCAUCAAUUCUACUUGCCUUGGCCGGGAGAAAAAAGGAGAGGCGGCGGCGGCGGCGGGAGCGCAUCCCCACGGCCAGGCCAGGCCAGGCGGCCGGAGGAGGAGGAGCCGGCUCGGGCCCAAAAAUCUCAGCAUUCUGCUUUCCUCCUUCUGCCCAGGCUGCAUGGUCAGUCCCUGGAAAUGGGAUGUCAGUCCCAUUCAGGGAUCCUAAAAGAAGCCAGGCCUUUUCUUCAUGCUGGCUGUUGCUGUUGGCUUGACCACAAGUGAGACAAAGACGCAGGAGAAAAUGUCCGCAGUCACCUCUGCAAUCCAGGCGCCCCAGGGCCCCAUCAACCCUCCUCCCCCAGAGGUCACCAACUCCAACAAACCCGGAAGGAAGACCAACCAGCUGCAAUACAUGCAAAAUGUUGUGGUCAAGACUCUUUGGAAGCAUCAGUUUGCAUGGCCCUUCUACCAACCGGUGGAUGCAAUUAAAUUGAAUUUGCCCGAUUAUCACAAAAUAAUCAAAAAUCCAAUGGACAUGGGCACAAUCAAGAAACGGCUGGAACACAAUUACUACUGGAGUGCCAGUGAAUGUAUGCAAGAUUUCAACACCAUGUUUACAAACUGUUACAUUUACAACAAGCCUACGGAUGACAUUGUCCUUAUGGCUCAAGCCCUGGAGAAGAUAUUCCUGCAGAAAGUGGCCCAGAUGCCUCAAGAGGAAGUUGAACUGUUACCUCCAGUCCCAAAAGGCAAAGCUCGGAAGUCGGCUGCCAGCGCUCACAAUAACAAUGCAGGAGCGCAGCACGCUGCAGCUGUGUCUUCUGUGUCCCUGCCGGCUCCCUUCCAGAGCGUCCCUCCCUCGGUCUCGCAGACGCCAGUCAUUGCUGCCACGCCUGUGCCAACCAUCACCGCAAACGUCGCCCCCAUCGCCGCUCCCCCUGCUGCUGCUGCACCCCCUCCGCCUCCACCUCCUGCUGCUCCCAUCAUGCCAGUCGUUCCUCCAACACCACCGAUUGUCAAGAAGAAGGGAGUGAAGCGGAAAGCAGACACGACCACGCCUACCACGUCGGCCAUCACUGCAAGCCGGAGUGAGUCACCCACCCCACUGUCGGACCCCAAGCAGGCAAAAGUAGUGGCUCGGCGGGAAAGUGGGGGCCGGCCCAUCAAACCACCAAAGAAAGACCUGGAAGAUGGGGAGGUCCCCCAGCACGCGGGCAAGAAAGGCAAGCUCUCAGAACACCUGAAAUACUGUGACAGCAUCCUUAAGGAGAUGCUGUCCAAGAAGCAUGCUGCUUAUGCCUGGCCCUUCUACAAGCCUGUGGAUGCCGAGGCCCUGGAGCUGCAUGACUACCAUGACAUUAUCAAGCACCCGAUGGAUCUCAGCACUGUGAAAAAAAAAAUGGACAGCCGGGAAUAUCAGGAUGCCCAGGGGUUUGCAGCGGAUAUUCGGUUAAUGUUCUCUAAUUGUUACAAGUACAAUCCCCCCGACCAUGAGGUUGUAGCCAUGGCCAGGAAGCUUCAGGACGUCUUUGAGAUGAGAUUUGCCAAGAUGCCGGAUGAGCCAGCAGAGCCUCCCCUUCCGCCCCCUCCAGCAGCACCGGUGGUGAGCAAGAGCACAGAGAGCAGCCACAGCAGCGAGGAGAGUUCCUCGGAUUCCGACAGCUCCGACUCCGAAGAGGAGAGGGCCACGCGCCUGGCUGAGCUCCAGGAGCAGCUGAAGGCCGUCCAUGAACAGUUGGCUGCCCUGUCCCAAGCUCCUGUGAACAAACCAAAGAAAAAAAAAGAGAAGAAGGAGAAGGAGAAGAAGAAGAAGGACAAGGAGAAGGAGAAGGAGAAAGAAAAGCACAAGGCAGCAAAAGCAGAGGAAGAGAAGAAGGCAAAGGUGGCCCAGCCGACAAAGCAGGCUCAGCAGAAGAAAGCUCCGGCCAAGAAGACUAACAGCCUUCCCGCAGUGAACAGGCAGCCGAAGAAAGCAGGCAAGCAAGCCUCUGCAACCUAUGAUUCAGACGAGGAAGAGGAGGGCCUGCCCAUGACCUACGACGAGAAGCGACAGCUCAGUUUGGACAUCAACCGCUUGCCCGGGGAGAAGCUGGGCCGGGUGGUGCACAUAAUCCAGUCCCGAGAACCCUCCCUCAGAGACUCCAAUCCUGAUGAGAUCGAAAUAGAUUUUGAAACCUUGAAGCCUACAACCUUACGAGAACUGGAGAGAUACGUCAAGUCUUGUUUACAGAAAAAGCAAAGGAAACCGUUUGCUGCCAGUGGAAAGAAGCAAGCAGCGAAAUCCAAGGAAGAGCUCGCGCAGGAGAAGAAGAAGGAGCUGGAGAAACGCUUGCAGGACGUGAGUGGGCAGCUGAACAACAACAAGAAGCCCGCCAAGAAAGAGAAAUCCGGCUCUGCCCCUUCCGGAGGCCCUUCCCGCCUCAGCAGCAGCAGCUCCUCGGAAUCAGGGAGUAGCAGCUCCAGCGGAUCCAGUUCAGACAGUAGUGACUCGGAGUAAGCUACGGACACUUUUAACAUGCCUGGACAGCAAAAGGACAUCUCGCUCACACACACCCCAUCACUCUGCGGCGUUCCCUUCUGUUCUUGGGUUUAUUUUUUAAAAUGGUCCGCUUUGUUCUGUCACUUGGCUCUUUUUAAGCAUUUUUUUAAAAUUCAGUGUUAUAAAAAAGAUACUUUCCAAAAUUAAUUUCCCCCACUUUUCUUAGGUCAUUGAUCUUUGGUGUGUGUGAUUAGACUUUACAAUGAGUAAUUUGCUUUGCUUAAAGUCUCUAAACUUUUUUAGCAGAAUGUGAAUUUGCUCGAUGAUGAGGAGAUGCAGAAGCUCCUGGUGAGAGAUCAGAGAAAACCAGUGUAAUAUAGGGGGGGAGGGGAGGGGGUUGUUUUGGUAAGUUCUUUUUGUCCUGGGAAAUUCCUUCUUAAUACAGCCCAAGAUUGGCUCAUCUCUGUGAUGACAUAAGGUGGAGGGGGGGACCUUUUAAAUGCGGGAGGGGAAGACUCUCUGUAAAAUGGUACUGUAUCCAGAAAAUGUUAGCUUUUGAAGUAGUCAGAUGUAUUUGUUCUUAGCACUAGUACACCUAACCUCCAGGGAUCUGAUGCACCAUUCUAGUGCUCAUGCAUAAAUUUUGCAAGAGAACUACCUAGUGGAUUGGGACCCAAGUCUACAUUGUGAUGAAGAUCAUCAUCCUUUUUUAUAUAUAAAAGGGAAGAAAAAGAAAGCUUAUGUACUGUGGAUUGUUAAAAAAUGUAUCCUUUAGAUAUUUCUUUUAUCCUUUUUUUUAAAAAAAGAAAAAAAAAGCGGUCCAGGCUUCUGUUCUUGCUGAUGCCGAGCAGAUUCCAACUGGGGUGUGGGAUCUCGGUUCUUGGGAAUGCCAAGCAGGGUGGGUGGGGACAGGAGUCUGGCAGCAGACGUGAUGAUGGCAACAGGGAGUGUCCUGGAGGGCUGGGGAGCUCCCUGCUGCUCACACAGAAGAGCAUUCUCAAGGGACAGAUUCAGCAGGGCAUCCUCUGCCGCUCUAGGUGUGUCCUCCGGUCUUUCAGGUAACCUACAUUUGGGAGGUGGGAAAUAUCACCCAGGGAUCCUUCCCGUCUCCCGGUGGUCAGGUAUUGUAAAAAACCUGCUUACGCUGAACAAGAUUUUGUGUCACGUUACCCAGACCUCUCUGGUGUGUGUGCCUGACUGCUCUGAUCUUGCUUCCCUUUUUGGAAGAUGAGAUCUUGCAUCACUGUGAAGCAUCUCACUACUAUGCGGCAUGGUGAUGAGGGGUGGGUGCACAGUUCCUCCAUCCUGAAAAGGUGUGGGUAACAUGUGCACCAGGAUCGCAUUCCUAGGAACACGGAGUUCCUUCCAAGUCUAUUGGGGGCUCCUUAAGAAGAUCCAUAAUGCCAGGUGAGUCCCCCCCUCCCCCCAAGAAAACUGGCCCCAUCUGGUCAUGGCAUGGCAGUUUCUUCCUGGCUCAAAUGGCAGCGUAAUGCUGGAGCCUGGCAGCAGCGGAGGUGUCGUGGCCACCAUUCCAGUGUGUGACACAGCCUGGGCCAUGGGCCCUGUGGUUGGGAUCUGGCCACAGCUAGCCAGUGACUGACUGAAUCUCUGCCCCUUUCUCCCCUUGUCCAGCCAGGAAGCUCUCAGGUCUUGCACAAGGGCAGGUCUCCAGAUGCAUCUUUCCCCCCUCCAGGUGGUGGGUGGGGAGACAGUACAGGAAGGGGGGGGAGGGGAGGGAAAGUAGCCUUUUUUGUAAGGCAUGUCCAUUUUCUAAAACUUAAAUUUUUUUCCUCCAGCUCGUCUUGGAGACCUGCACUUCUGCAAAUGACCUGCUGCAGAAUUGAUAGUCCCUUGAUCUUGUGUAUAUAGAAAUACUUUAUUUAUUCACACCAGUGGUCACUUAAAAUGUAUCCUGCAUUUUGAAGAGCAGAAGGGAAAAUGCAGCUCCUUUUUAAAAAAAAAAAAAUAACCACCAAGCUCUAAAGACUUGGGAGCCCUUUUUAUUUAAAUGGAUUUGACUUUUUAACCUCCAGGUGCUCGGGACCUUGGUUUUCUGUGCCGGUGCUUCUUCCUUGUAUGUGGAUCCAGUUUUUUGGGGGGGAAGGAGGCUGUUUUGAGCUUUGUUUGAUUUCUUUUUGUACAGACUUUGGAGACUUACAGGUAUUGAUACUUUCCAGAUAAAGCAUGUUUUAUUUGUAUAUUCUUAGUCCCCUUCCAGGUCUGUCUUUUUCUCUUUCUCUGUAUCUUAAUUGUUUUAAAGUAGAACAGUUUGGAAAAAAAAAUAAAGGAACAAAGACCCAAUUUU
This is a messenger RNA of Heteronotia binoei (common prickly gecko), 4819 nucleotides long. It is a transcript of the gene BRD3, whose product is annotated as bromodomain containing 3. NCBI's taxonomy places the organism in Eukaryota, Metazoa, Chordata, Lepidosauria, Squamata, Gekkonidae. Gene Ontology annotation, cellular component: chromatin; nucleus. The coding region runs from base 283 to 2532 and encodes 749 amino acids. The record is from RefSeq and is a predicted model, not a curated record. The transcript is spliced from 12 exons. Gene Ontology annotation, biological process: regulation of DNA-templated transcription; chromatin remodeling.